Messenger RNA from Marasmius oreades (fairy-ring Marasmius), 882 nucleotides. RefSeq lists its product as uncharacterized. The transcript is spliced from 4 exons. NCBI's taxonomy places the organism in Eukaryota, Fungi, Basidiomycota, Agaricomycetes, Agaricales, Marasmiaceae. The coding region runs from base 1 to 882 and encodes 293 amino acids. The record is from RefSeq and is a predicted model, not a curated record.
AUGAGUUAUCACACGGCCAUUACAAUCACGACGACGCCUGUCAAGCCCCCAAGCCCGGAUGCUUUGUCUCCCAUAUCUCCCAAGGGUAGAAAGCCACGAGUUCAGCUUGUCGAGGAGCGCCGCACUUACUACGUUACUUCGGAGGUUCCUGCUUCGCAAUGGGAGCACGAUGACCUCGCCAACGCCUUGAAACUGCCAGAACUGUCAACUGGGGAUGCAGAUAGAGGCAACGGCUCCCCAUUCCAGCGCAGCAAAUCUCAGAAUGAGGUGCACGUGCCGACAGCGACCACACCUGUGUCUCCCAGCCCGCCUCGGCCCCGUUCCAUCCAAGACAUGCCCAUUUGUCCUACCAGUCGCUACCGGAGCCGAAGACUGACCCUCUUGAAGCCGAUCUCCAAUGCGCAAACCCCACCGAAUACACCUAUUACUGUGCCUCGUCCCAAAGUUCUUUUCUAUCACAAACAUAACCCUCACUACGGGUUCACAAAUUUUUCUCCCCACCCUGUCUUUUAUCAAGGCAAGAGGUACCCCACCAGCGAGCAUUUGUUCCAGUCUUUCAAGUUUGAACACAAACCAGCUCUUGUAGAGCACAUCAGAGCAUUUUCCGAAAGACCCAGUGACGCUUUCUCUGAAGCACGUCGACUUCAGAGUGAAGUCAGGUCUGACUGGCGGGACGUGAAUAUCGAGAAAAUGGACAUCGCGCUUCAACUCAAGUUCACCCAACACCCUGAUCUCAAACAAGAGCUCCUUACUACUGGCAAUGCAGAGCUGGUUGAAGAUUCGGAUAAAGAUGCAUUUUGGGGAAUUGGUCACGAUGGAAGUGGUCGAAAUGAGUUGGGAAAGGCUCUGGAACGCUUGCGGUCCCAACUCCGUGGCCACUAG